AUGGGCUCACUCAGCAUCGACAUUCCUCACCUGAGGCGCAAUGAGAAUUCCAAGCAGCUCAUCGUCAACGGAUGCCCAUUUCUCAUGAGAGCAGGCGAACUUCAAAACUCUUCGUUGUCAUCGGUUGAGUACAUGGAGCCGAUUUGGCAAAAGAUGGUCGACACAAACAUCAACACUCUGCUGGGCUCUGUGACUUGGGAGAUGAUAGAGCCUGAAGAGGAUGUUUUCGACUUUUCUGUCCUGGACGAGAUCAUCAUUGCGGCACGGAAGCACUCGAUGCAUCUUGUGUUGCUUUGGUUUGGUUCAUUCAAAAACGGUAACGUAUCCCUUCUGAGACAUGGUUGGCAAACAUUGACGGGGCUUAGGUCUUUCGACAUAUGUGCUAUCGUGGAUCAAGCAGAACACGAAGCGAUUCCCCGAGCAAAACUACGCAAAGCUGGUGGUCGUCUUGAAGCGGCUGAUGUCGUAUCAAUCUUCCACCCGGAAUGUCGUAAAGCUGACACCAAGGCCUUUGGUGCACUCAUGCAACAUCUACGCGAGUUCGACGAGCCAUACUCCACAGUCAUCAUGGUUCAGGUUGAGAACGAGAGUGGUUUGCUGGGCGAUUCGCGUGAUGGGUCUGAACUAGCCGAGCAAGCCUUUCGCCAACCUGUUCCUCGGGAGCUACUUGACUUCCUCACUUCAAGCUGGGAGAGCCUUCACGAAGAUAUGAAAACGCACAACCUGGCACACUUCGAUCCUCUGCGCGAGUUUGAAGGUGGCGACUGGGAGACAGUUUUCGGAUCAAGUCCACAUACCGACGAGCUCUUCAUGGCGUAUCACUACGCUCUCUACGUGAACCAAGUUGCAGCCGCUGGCAAAGCACAAUAUCCUAUUCCACAUUACACCAAUAUGUGGAUGAACUACGCCGGGGAUGAUAGCGAUAACGACUUCCCUGUCAUCGUGGGUGGGGGCGAUAUGCCCGGGGAUUAUCCCUCUGGCGGUGCUGUAAGCAACGUCAUGGAUAUCUGGAUGCAGUUCGCACCCAACCUGGACUUCCUCGGCCCUGAUAUCUAUCUCAACGAUUACGGCAAGUCCUGUGCAAAGUAUAGGCAUAGAAAUCAGCCGCUCUUUGUUCCGGAAAUGAGACGAGAUGAGUAUGGCGUUCGGCGUAUAUGGAUUGCUUUUGGCUCACAUGCCGCCAUCGGCACGUCUCCUUUCGGGGUUGAUACGGUAGACCCAGCUGAUAGUCCCCUCACCAAGCAUUACGCGCUUCUUAAGUCAGUGUCAGCUAUUAUUCUUGAAGCACAGCGUCAACGUAACUCAUCAGUCGGGUUCUGCUUCGACGAGAUUGCCAGCUGUGAAUCCAAGAGCAUCUCUCAACCCAUCAAGCGGAGCUGGGGAGGUUUCGACAUCACAAUCGAUCGAUGCUUUGUCUUUGGAAAGGCAGGGACAGGAUCAGGAAUGGUCAUUCAUCGAGGGGGCGGCAAGUUCCUUCUGAUCGGGUGGGGGUUCCAUGUCAGCGCAAAGAGUACGUCGCAGAAUGCAACUUUUACCGGGAUCCUCAAAUUCGAGGAGAAGGCUGUCGAUGAUGAGGAGACUGGUAGUUUGCGAACAGUUCGUGUUUUGAAUGGGGAUGAGACCAGGAGUGGCAGCCUUGCUAUGAUGCCUAACGAGGAUCCUGAUUAUGGCGGCUUUCCUAUAUCUGUCACUAUCCCAGCUAGGACGAUGAUUGCCGAGGUAACGUUUUAUUCUGUCUCCGAGUAG
Fusarium tjaetaba is the source of this 1746-nucleotide messenger RNA. Its product is annotated as DNA recombination protein. NCBI's taxonomy places the organism in Eukaryota, Fungi, Ascomycota, Sordariomycetes, Hypocreales, Nectriaceae. The transcript has a single exon. Gene Ontology annotation, cellular component: beta-galactosidase complex. The coding region runs from base 1 to 1746 and encodes 581 amino acids. Gene Ontology annotation, biological process: carbohydrate metabolic process. Gene Ontology annotation, molecular function: beta-galactosidase activity. The record is from RefSeq and is a predicted model, not a curated record.